This is a messenger RNA of Aspergillus pseudotamarii, 2131 nucleotides long. RefSeq names its product M28 family metallopeptidase. The coding region runs from base 572 to 2062 and encodes 496 amino acids. Gene Ontology annotation, biological process: proteolysis. Lineage: Eukaryota; Fungi; Ascomycota; Eurotiomycetes; Eurotiales; Aspergillaceae. Gene Ontology annotation, molecular function: metalloexopeptidase activity; aminopeptidase activity. The transcript is spliced from 2 exons. The record is from RefSeq and is a predicted model, not a curated record.
CCGAAACCCCCUCCCACUCUCAAAAUAGCAAGGAUAGUCGCUCAGCCAAGCCAAGCAAUCAACGAUGAUACUCUGUCCUGUCCAUUGACCACCUCAUCAUCGGCGAAACCCCUCGUAUCAUAUCAUAUAGUACAUCCUCAUUUCUUGGCCAGUGCAACCCAAGUCUUUCUCCUCCGCCGUGGACCGUCGGGCAAGCCCCUCAACUUGGCUCGUUCCUGUCCGACUUCUUAUCUCCGCCAAGGUCUUGGCUCCUUUGACCCCUCACAAAUUACGAUCCGAGGCGUGCUUUGCUGGUCAGAUGGCGUAGAAACUUGAAGUACAGAACAUUGAGGGCGGGGGAGGGAGAGAGGUUGGGACGGGAGAGAUGGCAAAUUGGCAAAUUAAGGAAAAGGGUAGUCGCGAUUGGGGUGCGUGUGUUUUCACGGUAUUUAAAUUGGACGGGGGGACCCCUGGGGAAUUUGCAUACCUUUUCUUCUUUUGUAGAGGUGCUUGAUUCAAAUUAUCCUUUGGGGUUGGGUUUAGCCUUAGCCUUAUUUUUAUCUACUUGCCUGGUACUAAACCUAGUAUCGUUAUGAGGUCGCUUUUGUGGGCUUCGGUGGUUUCGGGCGUGUUGGCUGGGAGGGCGCUUGUUUCGCCGGACGAAUUCCCGGAAGAUAUUCAGUUGGAAGAUCUGCUGGAAGGAUCCCAACAGCUCGAGGACUUUGCUUAUGCCUACCCUGAGCGCAAUCGCGUCUUUGGUGGUAAGGCCCAUGACGACACGGUCAACUACCUCUACGAGGAGUUGAAGAAGACUGGUUACUACGACGUCUACAAGCAGCCCCAGGUCCACCUGUGGAGCAAUGCCGACCAGACGCUAAAGGUAGGCGACGAGGACAUCGAGGCAAAGACUAUGACCUACAGUCCUAGCGUCGAGGUGACCGCCGAUGUGGCUGUGGUCAAGAAUCUGGGAUGUAGCGAGGCGGAUUACCCAUCGGAUGUCGCCGGCAAGGUCGCCCUUAUCCAACGUGGAGAAUGUCCGUUCGGCGACAAGUCCGUGCUCGCCGCCAAAGCCAAGGCCGCGGCUUCAAUUGUCUAUAAUAAUGUGGCAGGAUCCAUGGCGGGGACUCUUGGUGCGGCGCAGAGUGAUAAGGGCCCGUAUUCGGCCAUCGUCGGGAUCAGCUUGGAGGAUGGCCAGAAGCUGAUCAAGCUUGCUGAGGCUGGAUCGGUCUCGGUGGAUCUCUGGGUGGAUAGCAAGCAGGAGAACCGUACGACGUAUAACGUUGUCGCGCAGACGAAGGGAGGCGAUCCGAACAAUGUCGUCGCGCUGGGUGGCCACACGGACUCGGUCGAGGCGGGCCCUGGGAUCAACGACGAUGGCUCGGGCAUCAUCAGCAACCUGGUCGUUGCGAAAGCGCUGACGCAGUACUCCGUGAAGAAUGCCGUGCGCUUCCUCUUCUGGACAGCCGAGGAGUUCGGUCUCCUGGGCAGCAACUAUUACGUCUCCCAUUUGAAUGCCACCGAGCUGAACAAGAUCCGACUGUACCUGAACUUCGACAUGAUCGCCUCGCCCAACUAUGCCCUCAUGAUCUAUGACGGUGACGGAUCGGCGUUCAACCAGAGCGGACCGGCCGGCUCCGCCCAGAUCGAGAAAUUGUUCGAGGACUACUUCGACUCCAGCGACUUGGCUCAUAUCCCGACUCAGUUCGACGGACGUUCCGACUACGAAGCCUUUAUUCUGAACGGCAUCCCGGCUGGUGGACUCUUCACGGGUGCCGAGGGCAUCAUGUCCGAGGAGAACGCCAGCCACUGGGGAGGCCAAGCCGGCGUGGCCUACGACGCCAACUACCACGCCGUGGGAGACAACAUGACCAACCUCAACCAUGAAGCCUUCCUGAUCAACUCCAAAGCCACCGCUUUUGCCGUAGCCACCUAUGCCAACGACCUCUCCUCGAUUCCCAAGCGGAAUACCACUUCCUCCCUCCACCGACGAGCCCGCACCAGGAGACCCUUCGGCAAGAGAGCGCCUAAGACGCACGCUCACGUAUCAGGAUCUGGAUGCUGGCAUUCGCAAGUCGAGGCAUAGCCUAGUUCUACACUUUACCCAUAGUCAACCAAAUUCAGUUUAAAAAACAUAUAGCCGUAAAUAAAUAAA